This is a messenger RNA of Olea europaea var. sylvestris, 927 nucleotides long. Its product is annotated as pentatricopeptide repeat-containing protein At2g03880, mitochondrial-like. Gene Ontology annotation, biological process: RNA modification. The coding region runs from base 1 to 927 and encodes 308 amino acids. The record is from RefSeq and is a predicted model, not a curated record. The transcript has a single exon. Gene Ontology annotation, molecular function: RNA binding; protein binding. NCBI's taxonomy places the organism in Eukaryota, Viridiplantae, Streptophyta, Magnoliopsida, Lamiales, Oleaceae.
AUGAAAGAAGAUGGUAUGUUCCAGGAUGAAGCUACAUUUACAAGUUUACUUACCAUAUGUUCAAACCUUUCGUCCUUGAACCUUGGUAAAGAAAUUCAUGCAGAAGUAAUUAAGGUGGGGAUUAAUUGCUUUAUCCCUGUUAGUAAUGCAUUAGUGACCAUGUAUUUUAGAUGUGGAAAAAUGGACUCUGCAGUACUUGAAUUUUAUUCCAUGUCCGGCCAUGAUGUUAUUUCUUGGAAUUCUGUAAUUAGUGGAUUAGCUCACCAUGGGCAUGCUGAACAAGCUAUAGAGAUGUUUGAGAAAAUGAGAUUAUCAAAUGUGAAGCCUAAUCAAAUAACUUUUGUAGGUGUCCUUUCUGCAUGUGGCCAUGCCGGCCUUGUUGAACAUGGUAAAUAUUACUUUAAUAUUAUGCAAAAUGAGUAUUUUCUUCACUCAACAACUGAGCAUUAUACUUGUAUUGUUGAUCUGUUGGGUAGAUUUGGACUUAUAGAUGAGGCAAUGAAUAUUUUGGAUCAGAUGGGUGUAUUAGGACUAGAAGUUCCAGCAAGUGUUUGGGGAGCAUUGUUUGGAGCAUGUAGAAUGCAUGAUAACAUCACUAUAGGUGAGAUUGCUGGGAACAAGAUUCUGGAAUUAGAGCCUUCUAACUCUGGUGUGUAUAUGAUUCUAGCCGAAAUAUACCUGGCUAGUGGGAGGAAAGAUGAGGCAGAAAGGAUAUCGGUUCGCAUGAAAGAGAAUGGUGUUAAAAAGCAGCCUGGCUGUAGUUGGAUUGAGUCAAACGAUGGUGGCCAAGUAUUUCUUGCAGGGGACAAAACACAUCCUGAGUUUAAGUUCAUCUCCCAUGUUAUAGACUUGAUAUAUAUGGAGAUGGAGAUAGAACAUUUGAAAUCAGAUUUUGCUUCAUUCUCUGAAUCUAUAGAAGGCAUGUAG